This is a messenger RNA of Loxodonta africana (African savanna elephant), 9758 nucleotides long. It is a transcript of the gene ABCA5, whose product is annotated as ATP binding cassette subfamily A member 5. Bases 542 to 5467 code for a protein of 1641 amino acids. Gene Ontology annotation, cellular component: membrane; late endosome. Gene Ontology annotation, biological process: lipid transport; transmembrane transport. The transcript has 39 exons. Lineage: Eukaryota; Metazoa; Chordata; Mammalia; Proboscidea; Elephantidae. The record is from RefSeq and is a predicted model, not a curated record. Gene Ontology annotation, molecular function: ABC-type transporter activity; lipid carrier activity; ATP hydrolysis activity.
UUUGUUAAGAUGUUUUAUCUUAUUAAGCUUGAAUAGAUAGAAGCUCAGGAUUAUUGAAAUUUAGUAUUUUCAAAUGAUUAGACUAACUAAAGCUUUUGAAUAAAAAUUAUCAAAUUGUUCAGGUUAGUCAUAAUACUGAUUCAGCUAUGUAAUUUCAUAACAGAUUUUGUGCUUUCCUGUUGUCAUUUUAUUCUCUGUCUUUUUGCCAUUCUGGGGGUUACCUUGACUCAGUCAUCAAUCUGUUUUACUAAUUUGCCUUCAAUGCAUUUAUUCUGUCAUAUACUCCAUCUGUUGAGGUUUUUUAUUUUAUCAGCCUAUUAUUUCCAAGUUUUCUAAUCAUUUUUUCUUAAUUGCCUUUUUCUUAUUUUGUAAAUAUGAUAAUCUCUACUAUUCUUUUGAGGAUAUUAAUUAAACCACCUUUUUUUUAUACAGGAGUAGUCAACAUAUAUGAAAUAUUUACCAUGUAACAGAGGCACCAUUUUCAGCUUUACAUGUAAUAUUUUCAUCAUUAUAAUAACCCAAAGAGAUUGAUUCAGAAAACAUGGCCACUGCAAUUAGGGAGGUGGGAGUUUGGAGACAGACGAGAACACUCCUACUGAAAAAUUAUCUAAUUAAAUGCAGGACUAAAAAAAGUAGUGUUCAGGAAAUUCUGUUUCCACUAUUUUUUUUAUUUUGGUUAAUAUUAAUUAGCAUGAUGCAUCCAAAUAAGAAAUAUGAAGAAGUGCCUGAUGUAGAACUUAACCCCUUGGACAAAUCUACCCUCUCUAACCUAAUUCUUGGAUAUACUCCCGUGACUAAUAUUACAAGAAACAUCAUGCAAAAAGUGUCUACUGAUCACCUUCUUGAUGUCAUAAUUACUGAAGAAUAUACAAACGAAAAAGAAUUGAUAGCAUCCAGUCUUUCUAAGUCCACCAGCUUUGUAGGUGUGAUUUUCAAAGAUUUCAUGUCCUAUGAACUUCGUUUUUUUCCUGACAAGAUUCCGGUAUCUUCUAUUUAUAUGGAUUCAAGAGCUGGCUGUUCAAAAUCAUGUGAGGCUGCUCAGUACUGGUCCUCAGGGUUCACAGCUUUACAGGCAUCCAUAGAUGCUGCCAUUAUAGAGUUAAAGACCAAUGUUUCUCUUUGGAAGGAGCUGGAGUCAACGAUAGCUGUUAUUAUGGGAGAAGCUGCUGUUGUAGAAAUAGAUACCUUUCCCCGAGGAGUGAUUUUAAUAUACCUAGUUAUAGCAUUUUCACCUUUCGGAUACUUUUUGGCAAUUCAUAUUGUAGCAGAAAAAGAGAAAAAGCUAAAAGAAUUUUUAAAGAUAAUGGGACUUCAUGAUACUGCCUUUUGGCUUUCCUGGGUGCUUCUGUACACAAGUUUGAUUUUUCUUAUGUCCCUUCUUAUGGCAGUCAUUGCAACAGCCACUUCACUAUUCCCUCAAAGUAGCUGCUUUGUGAUAUUUCUACUUUUUUUCCUGUAUGGGUUAUCAUCUGUAUUUUUUGCUUUAAUGCUGACACCUCUUUUUAAAAAAUCAAAACAUGUGGGAAUAGUCGAAUUUUUGGUCACUGUGGCUUUUGGAUUUAUUGGUCUUUUGAUAGUCCUCAUGGAAAGUUUUCCCAAAUCAUUAGUGUGGCUUCUGAGUCCCUUCUGUCAGUGUACCUUUUUGAUUGGUAUUGCACAGGUCAUGCAUUUAGAAGAUUUUAAUGAAGGUGCUUUAUUUUCUAAUAUGUCUGAAGGCCCAUAUCCUCUAAUUAUUGCUCUUAUCAUGCUAGCUCUUAAUAGUAUAUUUUACGUCCUCUUGGCUGUCUAUCUUGAUCAAGUCAUUCCAGGUGAAUUUGGCUUACGGAGAUCAUCUUUAUAUUUUCUGAAGCCAUCAUAUUGGUCAAAGAGCAAAAGAAAUUAUAAGGAGCUAUCAGAAGGCAAUGUUAAUGGGAGUAUUAGUUUUAAUGAAAUUGUUGAGCCUGUUUCUUCAGAAUUUCUAGGGAAAGAAGCCAUAAGAAUCAGUUGUAUUCAGAAGACAUACAGGAAGAAAAGUGAAACUGUAGAGGCUUUGAGAAACUUGUCAUUUGACAUAUAUGAGGGUCAAAUUACUGCAUUACUUGGCCACAGUGGAACAGGAAAGAGUACAUUGAUGAAUAUUCUUUGUGGACUCUGCCCACCCUCUGAUGGGUUUGCAUCUAUAUAUGGACACAGAGUCUCAGAAAUAGAUGAAAUGUUCGAAGCAAGAAAAAUGAUUGGCAUUUGUCCACAGUUAGAUAUACACUUUGAUGUUCUGACAGUGGAAGAAAAUUUAUCAAUUUUGGCUUCAAUCAAAGGAAUACCAGCCAACAAUAUAAUACAAGAAGUGCAGAAAGUUUUACUGGAUUUAGACAUGCAGGCCAUCAAAGAUAACCAGGCUAAAAAAUUAAGUGGUGGUCAAAAAAGAAAGUUGUCUUUAGGAAUUGCUGUUCUUGGGAAUCCUAAGAUACUGCUGCUAGAUGAACCAACGGCUGGAAUGGACCCUUGUUCUCGCCAUAUUGUUUGGAAUCUUCUAAAAUACAGAAAAUCCAGUCGGGUGACAGUGUUUAGUACUCAUUUCAUGGAUGAAGCCGACAUUCUUGCUGAUAGGAAAGCUGUCAUAUCACAAGGAAUGUUGAAAUGUGUUGGUUCUUCAAUUUUUCUCAAAAGUAAAUGGGGCAUUGGCUACCGUCUGAGCAUGUACAUAGACAAAUACUGUGCCACAGAAUCCCUUUCUUCGCUGGUUAAACAACACAUACCUGGAGCUACUUUAUUACAACAGAAUGACCAACAACUUGUAUAUAGCUUGCCUUUCAAGGACAUGGACAAAUUUUCAGGUUUGUUUUCUGCUCUAGAUAUGCAUUCUAGUCUGGGUGUUAUUUCUUAUGGUGUUUCCAUGACGACUUUGGAAGAUGUAUUCUUAAAGCUAGAAGUUGAAGCAGAAAUUGACCAAGCAGAUUACAGUGUAUUUACUCAGCAGCCACCAGAGGAAGAAAUGGAUUCAAAAUCUUUUGAUGAAAUGGAGCAGAGCUUACUUAUUCUCUCGGAAACCCAGGCGUCUCUAGUGAGCACCAUGAGCCUGUGGAAACAGCAGGUGUCUACAAUAGCCAAGUGUCAUUUCCUUACCUUGAAACGUGAAAGUAAAUCAGUCAGAUCCGUGUUACUUCUGCUUUUGAUUUUUUUUGCAGUUCAGAUUUUUAUGUUUUUGGUGCAUCACUCUUUUAAAAAUGCAGUGGUUCCCAUGAAACUUGUCCCAGACUUAUAUUUCCUAAAACCUGGAGAUAAACCACAUAAAUACAGAACGAGCCUGCUUCUUCAAAAUUCCACUGACUCAGAUAUCAGUGAUCUUAUUAGCUUUUUCACAAACCAGAACAUAAUGGUGGCGAUGUUUAAUGACAGUGACUAUGUGUCUGCUGCCCCCCAUAGUGCAGCUUUAAAUGUGAUGCAUUCAGAAAAGGACUAUAUAUUUUCAGCUGUUUUCAACAGUACUAUGGUUUAUUCUUUACCUGUGUUGAUGAAUAUCAUUAGUAACUACUAUCUUUAUCAUUUAAAUGUGACUGAAAGCAUCCAGAUCUGGAGUACCCCAUUCUUUCAAGAAGUUACGGACAUAGUUUUUAAAAUUGAGUUGUAUUUUCAAGCAGCUUUGCUUGGGAUCAUUGUCACUGCAAUGCCACCUUAUUUUGCCAUGGAAAACGCAGAGAAUCAUAAGAUCAAAGCUUAUACUCAGCUUAAGCUUUCAGGUCUUUUUCCAUCGGCAUAUUGGAUUGGACAAGCUAUCAUUGAUAUCCCCUUAUUUUUUAGUGUUCUUGUUUUGAUGCUAGGAAGCUUAUUUGCAUUUCAUUAUGGAAUAUAUUUUUAUGCUGUAAAGUUCCUUUCUGUGAUUUUUUGCCUUGUUGCCUAUGUUCCAUCAGUUAUUCUGUUUACCUAUGUUGCUUCUUUCACCUUUAAAAAAGUAUUAAAUACCAAAGAAUUUUGGUCAUUUAUCUAUUCUGUGACAGCCUUGGCUUGCAUUGCAAUCACUGAAAUAACUUACUUUAUGGGCUACACGGUUACAGCUAUUUUUCAUUAUACUUUCUGCAUAGUCAUUCCAAUCUACCCACUUCUCGGUUGCCUGAUUUGUUUCAUAAAGAUUUCUUGGAAGAGUAAACAAAAAAAUGAGGACACCUAUGAUCCAUGGGAUAGGCUUAUGGUAGCUGUUAUAUCGCCUUACUUGCAGUGCGUACUGUGGAUUUUCCUCUUACAAUACUAUGAGAAAAAGUAUGGAGGCAGAUCAAUAAGAAAGGAUCCCUUUUUCAGGACCUUUUCAACAAAGUCCAAAAGUAGGAAGUUUCCAGAACCACCAAACAAUGAUGAUGAAGAUGAAGAUGUCAAAGCUGAAAGAUUAAAGGUCAAAGAGCUGAUGAGUUGCCAGUGUUGUGAAGAGAAACCAGCAAUUAUGGUCAGCAAUUUACAUAAAGAAUAUGAUGACAAGAAAGAUUUUCUUACAAGAAAAGUAAAGAAAGUGGCAACUAAAUAUGUUUCUUUCUGUGUGAAAAAAGGUGAGAUCCUUGGACUGUUGGGCCCAAAUGGUGCAGGCAAAACCACAAUUAUUAAUAUUCUGGUUGGUGAUAUUGAACCAACAUCAGGCCAGAUAUUUCUAGGUGGUCAUUCUUCAGACCCGGCUGAGGAUGAUGACUCCACUAAGUGUAUGGGAUACUGUCCUCAGAUGAACCCACUAUGGCCAGAUAUUACAUUGCAGGAACACUUUCAGAUUUAUGGAGCUGUGAAAGGAAUGAGUGAAAGUGACAUGAAAGAAGUCAUAAAGAGAAUUACAAAUGCACUUGAUUUAAAAGAACAUCUUCAGAAAACUAUAAAGAAACUUCCUACAGGAAUCAAACGAAAGCUGUGUUUUGCUCUAAGUAUGCUGGGAAAUCCUCAGAUUACUCUGCUAGAUGAACCAUCUACAGGUAUGGAUCCUAAAGCCAAACAGCACAUGUGGCGAGCAAUUCGAACUGCAUUUAAAAACAAAAAGCGGGCUGCUAUUCUGACCACUCACUAUAUGGAGGAGGCAGAGGCUGUCUGUGACCGAGUGGCUAUUAUGGUAUCUGGGCAGUUAAGAUGUAUUGGAACAGUACAACAUCUAAAGAGUAAAUUUGGAAAAGGCUACUUUUUGGAAAUUAAGUUGAAGGACUGGAUAGAAGACCUAGAAGUAGACCGCCUUCAAAGAGAAAUUCAGUAUAUUUUCCCUAAUGCAAGCCGUCAGGAAAGCUUUUCUUCUAUUUUGGCUUACAAAAUUCCUAAGGAAGAUGUCCAGUCCCUUUCACAAUCUUUUUCUAAGCUGGAGGAAGCUAAACAUACUUUUGCCAUUGAAGAAUACAGCUUUUCUCAAGCAACAUUGGAACAGGUUUUUGUAGAACUUGCUAAGGCACAAGAGGAAGAAGAUAAUAGUUGUGGAACUUUCAACAGCACACUUUGGUGGGAAAGAAGACAGGAAGACAGAGUAGUGUUUUGAACUUGUGUUGCUCCAAGCUGCUUAUUGAACUUGUUUCUUCUUCGCUUGAUUUUGACUUUGGUUUUACAGAUUUAUUAUUUGAAUAGUGACUGGAGAACCAUGAAAGCAUGUGGGAUAAAGAAAAUGCUCAUUUCACUCAGCUUACUAAGCUCCUUAAUUGAAAUGCUGUGGUUGUGGGUUUUGCUUUCUUCAAAUAAAAUUUAUAUAUAAUUCAUUGAACCUGCAUGUUUAUAUCUUAAGUAUGUUGAAUUUGUAUGUCAGGUAGGGUAUUUACUUUUUCACCCUUCAAAAACAGUGCUUUUGAAUUUAUGAUUUAAAGGAAUAAUGAUAGGAUAAUUUAUUUUGAAAUUAUCUUUAUUUUUUUAAAUUUAAUACUAUCUUGUCACAUAAAUAUGUAAUUUCACAACCUGAAUAAAACACUAAUGCAUAAUACAUAGAAAGCAGACAUAAUAUAAGAGUUUCUCCUCCUUUUUAAUUUCCAAAAGAAAUUGAAUGAAAAUUGGCAUCCUUAAAGCGAAAACACGAACAUGAGACAAUCUCAGUGCAGAUAGAGGUUUACAGGCAGGGAUAUCCACUAGGGGGCACUCAUCAAUGAUAAUAAAGAAAAAAGACCUUAUUCUGAUAGGUGAUUUUAGACAAAGGUACCUUAGGUAUUUGAAGUUUCAUUCCUUUUGCUUACAAUAAAAUUCAGAGGUGUUUUGACUAAUUAAAUGAAGACUAUAUCUAGUAUCUUAGUAUUUAAGGAUUAGCUUGUUUGACUUUUUGUGGCUAGAAUGGCAUACAUCUAAAGGGGUGGAAGGAAGAAUUAAGCCAUACCUUACUCUCCCAUCCCUGGUGGAAGAUAAAAUUUUUUUUGGCACAUUUUAUUUUAUUUGAAGGGCAUAUUUUAUUUUAUUCUUUGAAUAAAAUAAUUUGUUGGAUAAUUAUUUUAUUGGUAAAUUUUAUUAUUUGAAUAUCCCUUUCCUCAAUAGUUUAUUAAGUGCAUUAUAUGACUGCAUAGAUUUAUUUAGGAGCUCACCUCAGAUUUGCUUUGGAACGUGGUAGGAUAUUAAAAAACACUCUUUUGGAGAUUAAGAAUUAAAAGUAAAAUAUACGUAAUUCCUUUUAAUAAGAAAUCAGAAUUUUACCCUGUGACCCAGUUGAAGUAAGAUUAUGGUUAAUUAUAAUUAAUGUAAUUUUAGAAAUACUUCCUUGUAGAAUCCAUGUAUGGACUAUAGGUAUAAAAAAUAUAGUAUAGUACAAAUAAUACUAGUAUACAUUAUAUUCCAACCAGAUGAAUCAAAGUACGAACUUGCAAAAACAAAUAAAUUGAGAGUGUGACUGUUGAAUUACAAAGACUUAAAGAGUAACAGUGGAAAGAUUUGGUACUGAGUUACUUUAAAUAGCCAAACCCUUUAAUGAAGUUACCAUUUAAUGUAGAUAAAACUUAAUGAACUUUUUGCUGUAUAAAGAAUAAGGAAGACAUCUAUGAUUUUAGGCUCUAGCAGCUGAUUGAAAAUAGCAUUAUUUUCUUAUUCUCAGUACAAGAUGCAUGACUAGUAUUUUCUCCCAUUGCUUUGGCAAUUGCUGUACACAUUCCCAAAGACAGCUACUUGAGCAGCUAUCUCAGAGGUCUUCUAACUAAAUGAGACAAUUUAUAAGUUCCUGCAUGAUUUUAUAAACUACGGUGACACUAUUUCUCCUUGUAAGAUUUAGUUGGCACUAUUUUUUAAUCUUUUUUUUAAUCAUUGCUGUUUACUUGCCUCAUGAUAGCAAGCUAAUUUCAAAUUCUUCACCCGAGAUUGUCUUUUAUAUCUUUAGCUAAGGACUACUGUAUGGUGCAUCAAUUCAAGACACAGUUGAAAGAAAAUCUUUACCUUCAUUGUUGUUAGGUUCCAUCAAGUUAAUUCUGAUUGAUAGUGACCCGAUGUCGACAGCACUGGAUUUUACUGGAGUGACCCUGUGUACAACAGAACAAAACACUGCCUGAUCCUGCACCAUCCUCACAACCAUUGCUAUGUUUGAGCCCGUUGUUGCAGCCACUCUGUCAUUCCAUCUUGUUAAAGGUCCUCUCUUUUGCUGACUCUCUACUUUACCAAGCAUGAUGUCCUUGUCCAGGGACUGGUCCCUCUUGAUAACUUGUCCAAAAUAGGUGAUACAAAGUCUUACCAUCCUCGUUCCUAAUGAGCAUUCUGGUUGUACUUCUUCCAAGACAGAUUCGUUUGUUCUUCUGGCAGUCCAUGAUAUAAUCAGUAUUCUUCGCCAGCACCAUAAUUCAAAGGCGCCAAUUCUUUGGUCUUUCUUCAUUGUCCAGCUUUCCUAUGCAUAUGAGGUGAUUGAAAAUACUGUGGCUUGUGUCAGAUGCACCUUAGUCCUCAAAGUGAUAUCUUUGCUUUUUAAUGCUUUAAAGAGGUCUUUUGCAGUAGAUUUGCCCAAUGCAAUACAUUGUUUGAUUUCUUGACUGCUACUUCCAUGGGUAUUGAUUGUGAUUACAAGUGAAGUGAAAUCCUUGACAACUUCAGUCUUUUCUCCAUGUAUCAUAAUUUUGUUUAUUGGUCUAGUUGUGAGGAUUUAUGUUUUCUUUAUGUUGUGGUGUAAUCUAUACUGAAGGCUGUAUGUAGUCUGGUCUUCAUCAGUGUAUCAAGUCCUCUUCACUUUAAGCAAGCAAUGUUGUCAUCUGCAUAUUGCAGAUUGUUAAUGAGUCUUCCUCCAAUCCUGAUGUUGUAUUCUUCUUAUAAUUCAGCUUCUUGGAUUAUUUGCUCAGCAUACAGAUCGAUUAAGUGUAGUGAAAGGAUACAGCCCCGAUGCAAAACUUCCUGAUUUUUAAACCACACAGUAUCUCCUUAUUCUUUUCAAAGGACUAACUGUUGGUUUAUGUAGUUUCCACAUGAGCACAAUAAAGUGUUCUGGAAUUCCCAUUCUUAGCAAUGUUGUUUGUAAUUUAUGAUCCAUGCAGUUGAAUGCUUUUGCAUAGUCAAUAAAAUAGAGGUAAACAUCUUUCUGGUAUUCUCUGCUUUCAGCCAAGAUCCGUCUGAUGUCAGCAGUGAUAUUCCUCGUUCCACAUCAUCUGAAUCCCUCUUGAAUUCCUGGCAGUUCCCUGUCCAUGUACUAUGCAACUGCUUUUGAAUGAUCUGCAGCAAAAUUUUACUUGCUUGUGAUGUUAAUGAUAUUUUUCGCUUAUUUCUACACUCUGUUGGAUCACCUUUCUUGAAAUGUGCACCAAUAUGGAUCUCUUCCAGUUGUUUGACCAGGUAGCUGUCUUCCAGAUAUCUUGGCAUAGACGAGUGGGCGCUUCCAGCAUUGCAUCUGUUUGUUGAAAUAUCUCAAUUGGUAUUUUGUCAGUUCCUGGAGCUUUGUUUUUCACCAGUGCCUUCAGUGUAACUUGGACUUCUUCCUUUAGUACCAUUGGUUCUUGAUCAUAUGGUACCUCCUAAAAUGGGUGAACGUUGACGAAUUCUUUUUGGUACAGUGACUCUUCUGUUCCUUCCAUCUCCUUUUGGUGCUUUCUGCUUCACUCAAUAUUUUGCCCGUAGAAUCCUUCGAUAUUGCAACUUGAGGUUUGAAUUUUUUCCUCAGUUCUGAGAAAUGUACAUUGUAUUUCUAAGCAAGUCAUUGCUAAGUGGUGCCGUUCAUUUAAAGAGCUAUCUUUUAGAUCCUCUAUUCACAUAAAUACGGGGAGUUUCUCCUUGGGGAUGUGUUUUUUUUAAGCUAUGUGUAACAUUCAACACUAAAUUCAGUGUAAGAAACAAAUUGUUUACUAGUUUAGCACCCAAAAGUACAGGCACUUAAAAAGGUGGUUUUUAAAAACCUGGCUAAACUAAGAAAUGUUGUUUCGAAAUAGAGCAUGUUGCUGCUUUUGCACAUUUAUUUGAUAACUUUAAUCUUACAUUUUGUAUGUAUGAUCAAUGUAAUUUUUUUUCCUGCAGAAUGAAACUUGGGAUUAUGUGGACUGGUCGUAAUCAUGUUCUUAUCUAUUGUGUUUAUUCAGUUACUUCACUAUUAUUGUAUAUAAAUACAUACUCUGGUAAACAUUUUUUUAAAAAGACAUUUGAAUUCUUUUUCUGGUUUUUACAUAGAAGAUUUUGGGGCAUGAAUCUUAGUCUUAGGAAUGGGCUAUUAUUCAGAGUAACAAAAUCUUUUCUACUGAGGAGAUUUAUAAUGUAACUAAUAAUUAGGAAUGAAGGGAAAGGAGUUUCAAAUCUGAAGUUCAUCUUUAUUUACAGUGGGAAAUUCUUGUUUUUGAGCACAUACUUAUUUCAAAAUGUCUUGUAUUUCUGAUCUCAAAGCUUUUUUUUUCCUAUACCAAUAUAUA